AGGUAGGCAGCGAAAGCUUACUCCUGUUAUGGUUCAUGAAAGAGGCUGAAGCUUUUAAAAUCAAUUUUAAACCAUCUCUUCAUGACCUGUUACCAUUUCAGGUGUUGGAAGGAGCUGUAUGAGGGUGACCUACCCAGACAAGAGAGUUUGGAACCUUUGGAAGGGUCUUCAGUGGAAAUUGUGGAAAAAGUGCUUUCCAGUGGACAGAGUGUUAAAGAAGUAUUCUGGCAUUCUUCUAAGGACUUCAAGGACCUGAAGCAUGAGUUUACUAAUCGAGUUGAAUAUGUGAAGCAAGACAGAAACUGCACUCUGAAAAUGAACCAGCUGAGAAAGAAAGACUCUGGAGAAUAUCGGCUUAGAGUAGUUUAUACAUCUAACCGAAUCUCGGGUAGACCUGGAGUGGUUCUUAAUGUUACAGAUCUGCAGGUAAGACUGAGUCACUAUGCAGGGUCAUCAGAAGAACGGACGACAGUAACGCUGAGCUGCAUCACCUCCUGCACUCUGUCCAACAGCCCCACUUACCUGUGGUACAAGAACAGACAGCCUGUUACUGAUAAACUCACCAAACACAACAAACUCUACCUCUUCUUCAGCGAAGAUGCAGGGAACUACUCCUGUGCUGUGAAAGGACGUGAGGAUCUUCGCUCUCCUGAACAAACUGUUAGACAGAACCAAGCUGUAGUGUGGAAGCUGUAUGCUGUAUGGGGAGCUGCUGCUGCACUUGUUCCUGCUUCUCUCUCUUCUUAUCGCCGUCCUGUGUGUUAAGAGGAAGAAAAGAGCAGAAAGAGACAUUCAGCUACUGAGAGAACUUUUCACUUCGUGUUUUAAUCUUCUUAAAGUUCCUAUAAAUCUGUUAAUAAAUAAAAACUAAAGAGGUUUUCUCUUCAAUUCUCUCAGUGUGUUCCAACGCCUGGAGAUGACACAUACACAGCGCUGAACCUCAUGACUGUGUCCCCAGAAUAUGACACACUGCAAGUAAGUAUACAGUCUUUCUACCUGUGUGUGUGGGUGUGUAUGAAGGAGAGUGUGUUGAGUGUGUGUGUGUGUGUAUGUGUGCACGUGUGUAUUGUUUCUUUAAAUUCUCAUGUCCCCACUAGAAUAUUAAAAGCUCUGCCAGUGACACUUACACCACCCUGAACCCUGCACCCAUGUGCUCUGAUUAUGAUACACUGAGGGUAAGUAAGUGUGUGUCUGCAUGCGUCUGCGUGUGUCUGCAUUUGAUGUUCCAUAUGCUGAAGUUUAAUUCAAUCCAAACACAAAGUCAACAGUCUUACAACAUGUUUCAUGAAUACGCAAAUAAUAGGCCAAAGGCUCAUAACAUACGCACAGAGAAUAAAACUUUACAUUGGACAGUAUUGCUUUUGUCUUAAUUGAGGGUCUGGUCUUAUUUGUCUUUGUUUCUGGAUUUGUGUUGGCUUGCUUUCUUUAAUUGUUUUUAAUAUCGGAGAUUUUAACUUGUAUAUGAAUAUACAUAAUGUGUAUAUGUAAGUGUAGUAAAGCGUGAUGUUAUAUGUUUUGAAGUCAAUUUAGGUUUACAUUAGGUUUUUUUCAUGAAUAAAAUUACAAUCAGGAACAUGAUAAGGAUAUAAAUGUUUUCUCCCAAAUUAUAGGAUUGUCAUCAGUACGACAUUUUAUCUGUAAAUGCUUCUGUGAACAAAUGAAAUCAUUUUCAGUGUGAUAAAUACACCCACGGUGUGUGUACUUAUGUGUGUGUGUCUGUGCAUCUGUGCUGCCAUUGAUAGAGUUUUUACUUCUCUAAACUCUUACACCAACAUUAUUAUUUAUGGCAUUAUUUAUAUUUUAUAUACAUUAUUUUAACAUUUAUUUACAUAAUUACAUAUGUAAUUAUGUAAUAUAUUAUUUACAUAUUUACAUAGCAUUAUUACAUAUUUUAUCU
Messenger RNA from Hemibagrus wyckioides, 1897 nucleotides. RefSeq lists its product as uncharacterized. Lineage: Eukaryota; Metazoa; Chordata; Actinopteri; Siluriformes; Bagridae. The record is from RefSeq and is a predicted model, not a curated record. Bases 82 to 765 code for a protein of 227 amino acids. The transcript is spliced from 4 exons.